AUGCAGGCUACAACGACAGAUGAAGGCUCUUCUGAGGAGAGGAGGGAGGAGGAGGAGCAGGAGGAGGAGGAGGAGGAGGAGGAGGAGGAGGAUGAAAAUACAAAGACAACUUCCGAGGAGCCUGAGGCCGAGGACGCUGAGGCCGAGGAAGGUUCAGAAGCUCCGGAAACUACGACCAAUGACGAGGGGACAACGACGAGCGGAGAGGCGUCGGCUUCGGCUUCGUCGACAACUGCGCAGAAUUCGCAGACUGAAGGCCAAGAAGAAAUCACGACCUCGAGUACGGAAGAGCCUGCGGAGUCCACCUCAGAAUCGAACGUGGAGACAAGUGAGGAGUCCAGCAGCUCAACAACCACCAGCCGCCAGAGGAAACACAAGACAACCACCAGCCGAAAGGAGUCUACGACGUCAACGACGUCAACAGAAGCAAAAGCCACAACCAGCGGCACCAAACGCACAACAAGCAAACGACCCACCAGCUCCACCAGAAAGUCCAACAAGAAGCCCCCGAAGAAGUCCACCUCCACAGCAGCACCUUCAACUAGAAGAAGUACAACCAAGACAACCACCAAGCAGCCGGCCUCCCCUAAAAGAUCAAGCAAGUCGACAUCGACUACAGCAGUUCCGAGAAGAAAGGGACAAACACGGUCAACAAGCAAAAGGCCUGGCCGAACAACAGCCGCACCUAGUGCCACAUCUACUGCGCCACAGCAAAGCUCCAGCUCCAGCGCUGCCACAACGCAUCCACCUAGCACAAGCAGCUCCAGCAGCUCCAGCCGAAUCUCCAGCAGCUCCAGCAGCUCCAGCAGCUCCAGCAGCUCCAGAAUCCAAGGCACCUCCAGCACACAGGCCCCUACCACAACGGCGUCAGCCUCAACCUUGGCCCCUUCACCUUCGACCACAACAACUGCUUCGGUUCAGUCCAGCAGUUCGUCCACAACGCAUGCUAGAAGCACUUUGCCCUUGUCAACUACAUCCGUGCGUUCAGAAUCAAGUAUCAGGUCACAAAGCCAGGCCACAACAGCUCAACAAAGCGACUUGGAACCUCUUACAACAAUCACCACCACCGCCACUACCACCACCACCACUUCAACCACCACGACGUACACAACGUCUUCAACGUCCAAGAGUAGCACAACAUCCACGCUAACCAGCACAACGCCGACGACCACUGACAGGGUGCUUCCUGUCUGCCAAGGGCCAGCGCUUGUAUGCGAUCCAAAGGAGGCGGACCCGUGCAAGUUUCAGAACCCUUGCACUGGCUACCAGAUGUGCCAGGAAGGAGUAUUUAAACCAUGCGUAGACUUCACCAACGGUGGCGAAAGUGGAUGCGAGCUCUCUCAGGACGUUUGCGAUGGCACGCAGCUACAUCCGCUUCUUCUCGCUCGGUUGUCGGCUGGCCUUGCCCAGUAA
Molecule: messenger RNA, 1413 nt
Organism: Symbiodinium natans
Lineage: Eukaryota; Dinophyceae; Suessiales; Symbiodiniaceae
Source: the annotation of a GenBank genome assembly